Molecule: messenger RNA, 486 nt
Organism: Pistacia vera
Lineage: Eukaryota; Viridiplantae; Streptophyta; Magnoliopsida; Sapindales; Anacardiaceae
Exons: 4
Coding region: 1-486 (161 amino acids)
Source: RefSeq, a predicted model, not a curated record
AUGGCAAAGGGUAAGGAGGAAGGCAGAGGAGGUGGGGAAGUGAGAAUGGAAGAGGGUGAGGAGGAAGGCGGAGGAAGUGGGAUAGUGAAAAGGAAGGAGGGUGAAGAGGAAUAUGCCAUCACAGAUGUGUCCUUUGGCCAAAACCUAGUAAGUAAAUAUGAGAUGUUAAUGAAAAAGGCCAAUGGUGAAGGUGCAACAAGGGGGGGCAAGCAGAAAAGAAUGGCUGCAAAGGAGUUUGACAGUGUCCUUGCUGAUUUUCGUUUUGAUGAGAGGAUGAUGCAGAUUGUGAAGCAUGCCAUGGAAAUUGUCAACCUUUUGACUGACCAGAACCUAACCCAAGUCAUUGUUGAUGUUGUUAUCAACGGGCCAAAGUUGGAUAAUGUUGGAAGGAAUGCUAUAGAAGAAGACGAAGAGGUUGCUGCUACUGUUGCUGAUGCUGAUGCUGAAGGGGUGCUGGAUAAUUUUGGAAGAUGGGGAAGUGGUUGA